CCGGCGACCUUCACCUUACAUAGUAGAACAUACACAAUUUAACAUAACCUUGGAGUAUGUAGAUUUACGAGCGCGUACGUACAGGCGAAUGCUAUUCGUAUCAUAGGGAACUAUUCUACUUGCUUUGCCUUGGGUCAAGAAGAUGAUGAUGAUGAGGAGGAGAAGAAGGACAAUGAUGGUGACGAUGAAGAUGUUCCUUAUGUAGUAUCCGCGCCAAACAGCGGCCAUGCUGACGUUCAUUAUCGGCGCCAUCGCCGUCGUUUUACUCCUAACACAUCUGUACAGCGCAUGCGCAAAAAACCACCGUCAGUACGGUGACAUACCCGCUGUCGACGGUCGACUACCGAUCGUUGGUAACAUAUUCGAUUUGUCCAAAACGCAUAUAGUCCUGACCGACUGGUACCGGAAGUACGGUUCCGUCUUCAGGUUCAAUCUAUUUGGGGAGGAAGUAGUAGUUCUCAGCAGCUACGAGAGCGUGUUUGAGGCCUUGGUGACGCGCGGAAGCGACUUCGCCGGCCGGCCGCACAUGUCGCGCACGGACUAUGAGGGUCGGAACCGGAACUCGAUUGUGUGGCAAUCGUACACGCCGAAAUUACAGUUUCUACGGAAGCAGAUACAUUCCUCAUUGCGCAUGUACGGAAGUGGCUUGGGUCGUCUACAACACCGGUGCGGGUUCGAGCUCGAGCAGUUGUUGGACCGGAUCGAGUCCCAACCGGACUUGACCUUUGACCCUUGGAGUCUACUGUACGACUCCGCGUGCAACAUCAUGCUAGAUCUGACAAUAGGCACAAGAUUUCCGUAUGAAGGAGAAGAUUUAUCCCAGCUCAAGAAAAUUAACGGCCUGUUUAAUCAUUCCUUCGGGCCCGGGGUAAGCCGCAUUUUGGACCGGUUUCCGUUCCUCAACUGUAUACGAGACGAGUUCAAAUCUCUGAAGACCGCGGUUGAUAUGCGUAACAGCUUCUGGGCGGACCAUAUCGGUAACCUACAGCGUCCCAGUACCCAGGACGAGUGCGUGAUACAGAGUCUCAGAGACCUCGCGGCCAAGAGCUCGAACUCGCACUUUGACAUCUCUGAGGCCACUCUGAAAGAGACCUUCACCAAUCUCAUACUGGCAGGAACGGACACCACUACCACCGCCAUCACUUGUUUAUUACUGGUUCUACUCCACAAACCGGAAAUUCAAGACCGCAUGUACCAGGAGCUAGACCACGUGGUCGGCAGAUCGCGUGCCCCGUCGCUUAGCGACCGCUCUUCGAUGCCAUAUACGGAGGCGUGCUUGUUCGAGACUUUGCGGUUAAUAUCGCACGUGCCGCUUGCGGUGCCACACGCUACAAUCUGUGAUACCACUGUCCUUGGAAAGAGGAUUCCAAAAGAUACAACGGUGUACAUCAACCUGUGGUCUCUCCACCACGACCCGGAAGUGUGGCAUGACCCCUGGGAGUUCGACCCCGGUCGCUUCCUGGACGCUGACGGUCACCUAUUACCGCCGCACCACGAAUGUCGACGAAGGCUACUUGUAUUUGGUGCUGGCCGACGCGUGUGUCUCGGGGAGUCGCUUGCUAAGAACCGUCUCUUCCUGUUCACCACUGCCCUGCUGCAGCGUUACGACUUCCGGCCCGCAUCGUCACUUCCAGAUCUCGACCCUCGCAAGUUCUCCCUGGGAAUCGUCCUACAUCCGGGUCACUUUAAUAUCAAAGCGAUUAAGCGGACGAAUGUAGAUACAACCAUAUCAGGUUGUGGAAGUUGACGACAAUCUAUAUUAAUAUCAAAAUUUACAUGAUAACACCUACAUGCGAGUCUCAAAGAGGGUUGUAUGUUUGUUCUUGUUUAGUGUCAUUAUUUGUUAAUGAGAAGAAUAACCUUACAGAUAUUAUAUUUAGUUUUUAGAGUAUGUGUGCUUCAAGUUAUGUGUACGACAGUUUUGCUAGAAAGCACAUUUGUUUAAAUUCUCGAGAUUUUGUUGCAUAUUUACCACAACAAUUUUACACGGGAAUAUCUGUAUCCUACGACUUGUUGCUGUUUCGUACUAUUUUGGCACUUUGUCACUUGCCAUAAAUAAAAGACCACGCAAUUGUGUAUAAUAAUAAUGCAAUACUGCUCCAGCAGCUGGAGUUUCACUUCUUUAUAACGACGCUUGUAAAACAAAAUGGCGAUGCUGUUUAAACUCGUUGUACCCAGGAUGAUGUGCUCGAUGUUAAAUUCCAAUGUACUCCGGUUCGUACCUUAAAAGGGCCUUUGCACGUUGUGGUAAAUUGACAAAAAUUAAAAUAGUUGUUUCAGAUUCGCAAAUUUUCGUUUUAGUUAUGAUAUAUGUGAGGAAACAGUAAAUCUGAACAUUUACCAUGCUCUAAAAUAUCCAUCAUAUGCAUCUUUUGAAGAUUUAAAAACCUGCAAAUUAUAAAGCGUUGCAACGCGAAACGAUUAAAUAAUUUGGAGAGUCUGUUGUUGUCGUUAUAUUUUGUGAUACUACGAGGAUUGCACAUAUAAAGUAUAAAAUACAUCACGAAUUGUAUCAGCACGGAUGACCGACUGGUCUAAGCGGUAGACUUUUACUCCAGGACUCCAUGGGUCAGUGGUUCGAGGCCAGUUGAGGGUUUCUUUUUUUAAAUUGUAUCCUUGUAUUUUUUACUGGAGCUUUUUAGAUCCAAUGUUUACAUUUAUCAAUACAAAGCAUUUAAUGACAAACUUCAAUACAUGCCAACGUCUGUGAAAAGUCUCCUUUUACGAAUGCUAGCUUCUUCCAGUCUCUAUGCGCUUUCAGUUGCUUAUAUUACGGUUGAUGAUACGGACUGCAUUUUACGUAUGAUUUUUAACAGUUGUGUAUGUUUAAGGAUUGAUAUGAACUUUUAUUAUUGUGUUUACUUUUUACUUCAAUUUUAGACUUUUAUACUGAUGUAAUUGUUUAUUUGUUAAACACAUUGUUUUGUCGCAUGUUUCAUGUCUUUAACAUUUUAAAAUGUUAAUUCGUGGUAUUUACCCAAAAUAUCCUGGUCGAUUAAUAAGGCGAUUAUAUCAGCUUUAUUAUGAAA
Dreissena polymorpha is the source of this 3029-nucleotide messenger RNA. Its product is annotated as cytochrome P450 2U1-like. The record is from RefSeq and is a predicted model, not a curated record. NCBI's taxonomy places the organism in Eukaryota, Metazoa, Mollusca, Bivalvia, Myida, Dreissenidae. Gene Ontology annotation, molecular function: steroid 17-alpha-monooxygenase activity; heme binding; iron ion binding. Gene Ontology annotation, biological process: progesterone metabolic process; hormone biosynthetic process. The transcript is spliced from 9 exons. Bases 227 to 1747 code for a protein of 506 amino acids.